Molecule: messenger RNA, 443 nt
Organism: Aspergillus ruber CBS 135680
Lineage: Eukaryota; Fungi; Ascomycota; Eurotiomycetes; Eurotiales; Aspergillaceae
Exons: 1
Coding region: 37-246 (69 amino acids)
Source: RefSeq, a predicted model, not a curated record
AAGGAUUCUCUCUGUCGUCAUCUAAUUGGUCACCUUAUGAACGCACACGACGGAGUACGCUGCACCUGGGAAACUUGCAGCAAACUCCCUACUUUCAUCAAUAUCGCUGAAUUUUUAGCACAUGCCGCCAAUAUUCAUCACUAUGACCUCCAUAUCAAGCUGGAACGUAUUCCCAAGAGACGAAAGCCGUCUCGGGAUAAAACACCGUCUUUCAGCAGCUCCAGCAUGUCGUUAAGGUUGAGCUGAUCAGCCACCGAGACGCCCGCUUCCUCCGUUGAUAUUGAAAUAGGGAAGAUUGACCCACGUUUACUUGCAGCCUCGAAUACCAAAUACAAUGAGACCUGCUGUCAGUCCCAACGAUUGAGCCCUCAUUGAUAGUACAAAGCGAUGUCGUUUAUAGUUUGUAGGUAGAUCUCGAAGCUUCUCAUGUACCGAAGACUGGU